Molecule: messenger RNA, 1053 nt
Organism: Fonsecaea erecta
Lineage: Eukaryota; Fungi; Ascomycota; Eurotiomycetes; Chaetothyriales; Herpotrichiellaceae
Exons: 2
Coding region: 1-1053 (350 amino acids)
Source: RefSeq, a predicted model, not a curated record
AUGUGUCUCUGGGAUCUGGCCAUCUACGACUGCGGCCACAACGGCAGCUUCACCAGGAGAGACGGCGGCUGUGCGCUGCCCACCGCAAAGUGCAACAAAGCGCGAAAGAACGCCGUCAAACAUUACAUGCCGUGGAACUGUCCCGAUUGCGCGGAGCGCCUCAGUCGAGGCAUCCCUCCCCAUCCCGAGGACAACAUCCACCCUGCAGAGCGCAGCGUCCAGCAGCCCAUGUUCUCUGUGGCCCUGCCCUCGCACUCCGGAGUCUCACGUCGCAGCGCAAGGAUUCGAAAGACCCCGUCGCCGCCCAACAGUGGCCGACGGGACCCGACCGUCAACGAGGACGGCUAUGACUUCUCUGAGUUCGCCGAGUACGCAAACUACGCGACCCUGCCGCAGAAGCGUCUGUCCGCCUCCAGCCCGACCAAGAUCGCCAAGCGCCAGAGGGUUUCGCGAACCCAGUACUCCAGCGACACGCCCGCCAUGGUCGGCCGGUUGAAUAACAUCGCGGAAGACCUGUCGAACAUCGCCAUGCCUUCGGCCCGAGAGCGCAGGAGUGGCAUCGCUCUCUCCCCGACCAACGUGCAUGAUGCCCCUCUCCCCGCCCCGACGCCGUCACCAGCGAUCUCCGAUUCUGCUGCAGGAUGCCGGCGUCGCGAAACGCCGCAAGCCCAGCUCCCCCCGGGGCGUCGCAUCUCGCCCACGCAACCCAAUGCUCAAUACAGCGCCAACACGUACUCCGGGUACGCGGUGGCCUCCCAGGUGGCGAACCGGCAAAAGCAAGGCGUCACCCGUGCCUACCAGGAGACCCUCGACGACGUCAAGCACAUGAUCCAGACCGGCUACCCGCGCGAAGAGAUCAUAGCGUCCGCCAAGUUCGCCAUGCUGAGCCAGAAAGAUCAGGAGGAGGUUUUCUGGCCGUAUCACAGAGAGCGACAAGCGCGGAGAGACGAGGUGCAGGCCGCAUUGGAGGGCAGGAAUUUGCAUCAUAUGAAGACUUGGGAGGAGGAUAAGAGGGAUGCACGCAGAAGGAAGGGCGGCUGUGUGGUGAUGUGA